This is a messenger RNA of Tetranychus urticae (two-spotted spider mite), 850 nucleotides long. The record is from RefSeq and is a predicted model, not a curated record. Lineage: Eukaryota; Metazoa; Arthropoda; Arachnida; Trombidiformes; Tetranychidae.
AUGACUUUAUUUGUACCUUUUUUGUUGCUUACAUUACCCAUCAUUUCAAGUGGACUCCAGUUGUAUCAUGAAAAGUCACAAUUUACUUCUCAAUCUUAUGACAAUCAAUUGACUGAUCAGGUCUGUGGUCGCGAUACUACACCAGGACAAGUGCCAUUCUACGCUUCAAUAGAAGUAAAUAGUCGAAAAUUUCAUUGCAAAAAGUGUAGUGGUGUUUUAAUUGCGAGGAGAUGGGUUUUGACUGCGGCUCAUUGUACAUUCAGUGUUUUUGGACCCAUACAUGUUGUUUUAGGUGACGAAUGGAACAACAAAACAAUUGGAGUUGAAAAAAGUUACAUCCAUCCGGAUUUUAAUCGUCUAACACAAGUAAACAAUAUCGCUCUUUUAUUAUUGAAAGAACCAGUUCAGUUCAGUAGGAAUAUCCAACCAAUUUGUUUACCAGAACCCGGAGAAGAUGAAACUUUUUAUGGUCGCAAUGGAACACUGGCUGUAUGGGAAAAAAUAAAUCAAACAGAGAGAAAAUUGCCGACAAAUAUGCAAAUAACCAGUUCGCCGAUCAUGAAAUCUGCUGAUUGUUGGGAAAUAUACGAAAAUGCUGGUAACAAGAAAUCACCUUACCCUGAGUUGGCUCUGUGUGCUCGUUACCCGGUAGAUGUAAAGCCUGUAUGUUUUCCUGGGUAUGGCAAUCCGUUGAUGGUCAACGUUGAGAAUCAUUGGAUACUUGCUGGAAUUUCAACUAAUAAAAUAGGCUGUAAGAAGCCAUUUUCACCCCACAUUUACCUUAGUGUAGGAUUUUACUUGAACUGGAUUAAAAGAACAGUUUACUAGUUAUUAUUGUUUGUAUCUUUAA